AUGUUUGAGGUUAAGUGUGUUUUACGUGAAGGGAAUUAUUCUGAUUCAGUUGUAUUACAGUCUGUUAGAGGGUCAUUGAAGGGUAAGGCACGAAGCCUGUUGUUGUCUUUAUCUGAGCAUGCCUCUCCUCAGCAGAUACUUGAUAAGUUAGAGGGUGUGUAUGGUAAUGUAUAUACUAGCGAAGCCUUACUUGAGGAGUUUUAUAAGGAGACCCAACAACAAAAUCAGACAGUAGCUGAUUUUGGUAUGACUUUGGAGUCUAUUAUUCAGCCUGCUGUUGAGAAAGAUUCGGUCAAACUUGAUGACAUCUUGAAAAAGAUAGAUCGUAUGGGUAAAAGGUUGGACACUCUUGAAAAAAAAACACCAGAGGAAGCACCAAGGACUACAGCUAAAUCUAAAAAUGAUAUGGUAAGUAAGCCUAGAACUACAUUAUUAGAUAGAAUGAUUGGAAAGUCAAAUGAAACACAUGUAUAUGUAAAUGGAAAAAAAUGUAAGUCUUUGAUAGAUAGUGGAUCUAUGGUUUCGACUAUUAGUGAACCUGCAUUGAGAUAUUUACAUCCAGUUCCGACAGUAAAAACUCUAGAUGAGUUUAUAUUAUCAGUGCGAGUUGCUGAAGGUUUCCAGUAA
Molecule: messenger RNA, 627 nt
Organism: Mytilus trossulus (common blue mussel)
Lineage: Eukaryota; Metazoa; Mollusca; Bivalvia; Mytilida; Mytilidae
Exons: 3
Coding region: 1-627 (208 amino acids)
Source: RefSeq, a predicted model, not a curated record